UUCUGGGGAGAUUAGGAGGGAUGGGAUGAGGUAGGGAGGUAGGAUGGAGCUGGUCGCAGGAGACCUGUCACCCGAUCCACGGCGGGCGUCAAGCAGAGCAAAAUGACAAACCUUCACACACAACAAAAGGCGCUGCAACUCUUUCUUUCUCCCUCUACCCCUUCCCUGCCUCUCUCAGUUGGUCACAGCAGCCGCGCAGCAACAGCAGCAACAGCAGCAACAACAUCACGCGGAUACCAGCGGCGAUCGGAGACUGCAGGCACGCUGUAGCGGGAUACCCUUGCUUGUGGCCUCGUCUCCGACCUCCACACCUACCCGUCCUAACCGUCAUCUUCAUCUUGCUCCAUGUGUUCUGCUGCUAGCUGCACACCUACCCCACCCCCCUAGGGAAGAGGGGGCAGGGAGGAAAAGAGAAAAGAAAGAAAGAAAGCUGGCUUUGAGGAUGUUAUCUGGCUGAACAUGGCUCAGACGGUCUCGGCGCUGUGGGGGAUGUGUGACUGUUACUGAUUGAAGCCACGCGGGUUCUUUUCUCUUGUUUUCUUUGGUGAAUUCUCCCUCAUCUACAGGUGCACAAGUUUAGAUAGCCGCUCUCCUUUCGUCUCGAGGAACGACAGCAACACGUGUAACGCAUGGGAGUGAGAGAUGGAGGAGGUUCGUCGCGAGCAGCAGCAGCGCUGGUUGUCGUCUCUCGAGAGCUAGCUGGCCUGAAGAAUGAACAUCUGUAGACCAGAGACUGCGGUGUGUGGACGUCAUAUCGGAGACGAGAAAAGCUGACGUUCUUGCCGCACGACACGCGGCUGCGAGUGGUUCAACGUGCGGCCGUCCAGACUUCGAGCGUUUCCUCCUGUCGGGUGUGCUGAAGGAAGCUAGGAGAGCAGCAGAGGUUGGGGGGAGGGUUCGGGGGGUGGCUGAAAGAUUGCUACUGGCCUGUGUGUGCGUGCUUGCCAUCCUCCUUCGCACGUGCGACGGACGCCUGUGUGGCUCUUCAUCUGUGAGACGCGUCACGCAGGUGACGUUUGCUGCCCAACGGUUGUGCCGCAAGUGGACGCAAAGACUACAACGGUCUUCCACCUUCUGCUACACUUCCCAGAGGGAACCAGUGUCCGACUCAGAUGAGGCCUGGAUCGGAGUGCCCGAAGAGAGGAGUUCGAGGAGUCUUAUUGCCAACGACGAGAGUAGCUUUGACAGGAAUGUUGUCUUCAGGACCUCAGCGAUAAUACCUCAGUCCUUGGUGUCAUCACUUGUGCGAUGAUCUGACAGGUUUCAUUCAAUUACAUCGUUUGUGUCGCUUGAAGAACGUGGCUGCCAGAGCAUGGCUGAAGCUUCAGAUCCACUACCAAGUGUGUCUGUCAAUGAGUGGCCUCCUCAGGUGGUCGAGGACACCUUCGCGGCCUCGUCAGCUACAACGUCGCCGCCUAGCUCUUCACUGACGAUGGCAGGAGGCUUCUACUAAUGGAAGCAGGAGAGGAUGGACACGAAGACAGGACCGCCGGGAAAACGGCGGUGGAGGAGGUGGCACGGCGCAACGGUAUUGUGUGCAACACGAGUUACCCUUCCUUGUCCUCGGGGCCGUCCUUGCUGUCGGCCGCUUCCAUCACCAGGCUCAGGCUCAAAGCCUGCAGAACGUGUCCACCCUCUUCUCUCCAACCAUCCGAUGCCACGACAGCUGAGCCUGUCGAACUACAGCCACGAGUCGAUGCAGCCCAGAUCUUCAUCGGCCUUCGUGAGCUCCGCGGAAGAAUACGAACUUCAAAAACGUGCGGGCGGGCUGUAUGGCUCCCAGGUCAUCAACAGCAAAGGGUCGCGUGGUCAUGUGUGCCAGUCAGAGGCGAGGGACCCGGGCAACAGAGAGUUCGGCUUUCGUGGUCCGAACAUUCUGACGCCAACACGCAUGCCGAACCGUGCGAGAAGGAGUCCAGCUUUUGUGACUGCGCUUGCGAGGCGCACCGAAAAAUCAGUCAGACCAAGUCCCUCACUAUUCAGCUUGAAAGCCCUCUGCGGGCCGUUUCCACCAUAUCGAAUGAAACUCCAGCCGGCGGAGGAUCGAGUCGUGUGCGUUACCAUCACGGACGGACCUUGUCCGACUUCACCCACAAACUCAGGCUGGACCACUUCGGUGACAGCCCGAAGGCCUCGGAUUUGUUUCGCCCGUCCAGUCCUCCCGGCCAUCGCCAGCAGACUGCUAAAAACCGAAGGAGCUACCAUGGCCCCGAGACCGAGCGACUGUUUGUGAUAUUCGAUCGUAAGCGUGCUUCCGAACACCACAGCGGGGACUUCCCGGCGGAUUUUGCUUACCAUGGCAGCAGGCAUAAGAAUCCCGGAGGGCCAGCUCGAGGACUCCUCUGAUUACCCCCAGGCUGUCUGUGACUCGCACCUCUCUGCCUACUCCUCCGACUGCCCCUCAGACACCCAACCCCUGCUGGCCGUGCCCAAGGUGCGGGUACAGAGUUCUCCAGUGAGCUCAGACCUCCAGCUGUGCCUUGACAAUUCUCUCGCGAGGUUCCCAUACCGCUCGGAAGACUCGGCUUCCUGUCGGAAGAGUUCGAGGGAGGAGUCUAAUGGACACAAUGCUACGACGGUGCUGAUUCCUCCAGCUGCCAGUAGUAACAGCACGGGGGAGACCCCCCGACUGGGGGUGGUGGUGACAGCUAGCUCCCCCACCGGCUCGGACACCCUGGCUGCGCCCCCACUGAGCGAACUUUACAGGUAUCACGUGUUCUUCUCGCACUGCGCGCAGGACGUCGCGUGGGUGCAGAGCGUGGUGGAGCGACUGCAGGACUCGCCGUACAACUACAGGUGCGCAUUCUCACCUGACCUGGAGCAGGAUCGUGCGGCUCUGGAGCAGAACCUCUUGUGUUCGGCCAUGCUCAGCGAGAGGGUUAUCUUAGUGCUAAGCCGCCAGUAUGUGAAGGAAACGUGGUAUGUCUUCGAGAAGAUUCUCCGGCAGCUGACACAAAUGAGUCUGCACAACCAGCGGAUCAUGGGAGUACUGCUCGAGGACUGUGUCAUUCCCGAAAGCCUAGGAGAACUCUACUUCCUGGACACAUCUGACCCAGACUUCUUUGAGGUUUUCACAAAGAGAUUGAAGUCCGGCCGCAUUCCACGCAGCAGUGACUCUGUCAGCAGCGAUCUGGCCGGCAGGGGAUCCAUUGCACCUCCACCAAGUGUGGUGAACGGGCAAACCUUGGCUCAGUGCACCCUGGCGGUCAAGGUUGGCUGGGACAGUUACCUCCAGGUGGUGGACACCUCCGACGAACUUCCUCCUAGCCUGAAAUCAAACGGAAUUAAUCUGGAGCGUCCGGAGUACUGCGCCAUCGUGCACAACGUGUCCACGGUGCUGGGCGGCAGCAACAAGUUGCCGUGGGUGCUGUGCGUGCAGCCGCUGGUGGCGCUGUUGAUGGCCGCGGCCCUCUGGCUCCCCGCCUUCAUCACCGUCCUCGUCCUGCAAGUCGACGACAACUCUGGAAUGGCCCUUCCAGUACGUCUGGUGGUCUUCGUGUUUCCCUUGGGGAUUGUCAGCUUUGGUUACCUGCUGAAAUGGCGCCGUCGAUACUGGCUGUCGAAGAUAGUUAGAAUACUGGUCCAGAACUGUGUGAAGAUGAAUCAGCUGCUGUACUGCGAAGGUCGUCCUAUCCUGACAACAGCUGGUCAUGUCAGAGCCAACAACUUUGCGGUUUAUUUUGUUUACUUUGAUCUCACAGAUUGUGUGAGAAGCGUGGACUUGCUGUUGUUCACCUGUUUAGAAGAUGACUGGGACAAAUUGAUGCGGCUGGUGGAGUUCUACACUCGUGACAAGUCGUACCUGGCCCAGGUAUCCAUGUCGGAGCGUCUGACAGUCAUGAUGGCUGCGGCCUACCUCCUGAAGCUGGUCCGCUGCGUCCUGCCUCAUCCUCCGCAGCAGCGCCACAUCGGAGGUCAGCUGUGCCUGUGUCAGUUCACCGAGGAGUGCGUCACGCGCUUCGUCCACGCGCUGGAUCGCGAGGACGUGCCAGCUCUGGCCGAGCUCUUCACGCGCCACCUCUUCGGCUACGUGUCGGGAUCGGCGGUGCAACGUAUCAACAAGGACCUGUUUCAUCGUCUCCACGCCACGGGGCAAUGACGUCACUUCCGUCGGAAACGCCAGCCGUCACGUGAAGCGAGACGAAUGUUUCACUGCGACGUCCAAAACGUUGUUUUUUAAAUUUUCUUUAGUUCUCGGACUUUUGUGAUGAAAAAGGGUGUUAGGAGAAAUUUCACAUACAGGAUGGAAUACACAGAUAUUGUGUUUCAAACUGAAUGGAGAACUGCGUGGGGUUCCCUUCUCGUGUCCUAUUCAUCUUUUCUCAUUCUGAUCAGCAUUGACUUGCACUCAGCUCGCCAAACUGUGUCGUGCAGAGCAAGCACACGGGAAAAGUAAUAUUUUCUUACAUUACGAGAUAGCAGCUGCAGCUGCUAGUUAUGGCGUAGAUGAACUCUUUUUACAGGAGAAAAUUGUGUGUUCAAAGAUGAUGUUCCCUCUUUACUUAGCUUUUUUUAUUUGCUGUUCCGAUGAAUGUAAAAGUGCGAUAAAUGAUAAAGGACAGUUAUAAAGGAGCAACACAGUGAAGGAUAAAAAAAAGUCGAGUUUGAAAUGUUUUUUGAGAUACCCUAAAUUAAAUUCCUAAUACGCCAUACGUUAAAGUAUCUGAAAUAUGUUGAAGUACCCUAGCGCUACUUCUAGGGCUGUCUCCCCAGUAAGCUCUGGGACAUGAUCUGUAUUCAUGUAUUUUAUGUUUUGUUUCUGUUUACUUCUGUAGAUCGAAACUCGUGAGCUGCGUUGACAGGCUGGUUCCUUUGCUGUACACAGAAGACAGUUAUUUACUUUAUUGUUUUGCCUCCGGUUUUAUCUCAUUCCCCAAGAAGCUAUAUGUCACAGUAAUCGCACUCCGGACCCAAGACAAGUCUUCGGUCGAGGUUUUCUCCCAUUUUUUCUUCGAUUUUUGCAUUAAGAACCCACUUUAUCUUCAGCCACGGACCUCGUUUACUGAUGUAGGUAAUGUAGGUCCGUGUCUACAGCCUCUAGCCAUCUCUGAGGUAUAUGUAGGACUAAGAUGAGUUAUUGAAAACUUGCUUUAUUCCUGUUGCACUACCGUGAAAAAACGAGAACUUCAAAUGUGCAGACAUUCUAUGUUGGUUUUCCUCGUGAUCUUUAUUUUUAAAUUCCUCCAAGAUGAUGUAAAUACUUCAAGUGAACCUUACCUUUCAUAUUCCCGCUGUGAAGGUCCAUCUUAUUAAUCAGAUGGAUUUCCUGUAAUAUGUUUCCGGUGUUGCAAGCUAAAGGGAUUGAGAUGCCACUGUGUUAAAUGGACGCAGUGUGUUUAAGAAAUAAAUUAAGGCAGUGGUCUGCAGUCAAGAAGCUUCAGUUUGACGCCAUUGUGACAUAGGAAUUGUAUGUGAACCAUGUAUUACAGCUACUUUUCAUUUGAGUCUAAUAUUCCAUAAAUGUACGACUGUUAAGAUAAUCCGUGUUACGCAUGUUUGGUCAAGCGAAAGAUGUAUAUAUGCCGAAGAGUACUUCUUGUUUGUGCCAUGUCUACACCGAAACCAAAGUAAGUUGUAAAAUCUGCUUUAUCUUUUUUAUAUUGACAGAGGUUAUACCAUGAAGAGAUUACUAUUACAUUUUCUAUUAAUUCUAUUUUAGAUAUCCAGUACUGAUACAAUCUUUUUGAAUAUUUGUGGGCUGACGGACUUCUUGCAAGUAACCAGUCAGAUUUCCUAUACAAGGGCUGUAAAUCUUCUGUAGGAUACUUUAAAUGUCAUGCUUGCAUGGAGACCUCAGGAGUGUGGUCUUACUGCUUCGUGUGUUGUGGAUGUAUAUAUAUAUAUGUGUGUGAGUGCGUGUAUACACUUUUCUUGUGAAUUUCAUCAUUUGCAGCUUAUGCACGAUAUAAGGACAUAUCACAUUGUAUUCACGUCCAAAUCUGUUAGCAUCUUCCCCCUAACAGUAAACCGAUCUGAACUCCCAGGAUACCUUAUUCACCAACAUCAACGCUGAACUUGUGUGUAAAUAUCUUUAGCUAAGCUUGUGGGUACCAAAUCAUUCCUAUUCUGAACACCAUUUGUGAAAUAUAUUCAUACCAUUCACAUUUGGGAUGCACUGACUGAAUAACUUUUUGCAUAUGGCGCUGCUUGGUCGUUGGUGAAAUUGCUGUUGCAGCAGAAUAAUAUGCUCUUAUGUAACAAUGUUAUUAUACCUGGUCAGCUCUGUAUUAUACCUGAGUAAUAGCACAGUCAUCUUUCUUGCUAGCAUCAAAUUGUCAGGAGCACCAAUCUAUUGUUCUUCACUUUCACCAAAGACUGACAUUUACCUUCCCUAUACUAAGGUCUGAGCAACUAGAGGAAGAAAAAAAAUGGCAUCUAUUAUUGAAGAACUGUGUGGAACAUUCCAUUCACUCUAAUCAAUGCUUUAAUAUUUUCAAGGGACAUCGAUACGUCCAUGUGUCAAAAAACUAAUUAUAAUUCAAUUAAAAUUAAUGUCAGGAUGCUAAAGUAUAAUGCUAUUAAAACUAAUGUCUGUAAAAAUUUAUUGUAAUCCUAAAUUUAUUUAUGUAAGAAAAUUUCAAUCGGGCGUAAAUAAAUAAAUAUGCAACAAAUAACAACAUGAGGAACAGAAUUUGAUUAUUUCUUAUAUACAAAAUUUGCUGUCCCAAAAGAAAAAUCCAGCUCCGAGGCUGAAAAGCUUUAAGAAAGGAAAGGAGUGUCUUUUUAUUGUCGUGGUUAUAAAUAACAUCAUGGCUAAAAGCUCCAGAGUUUGUCUCCCGUCCCUGACUUUCCUACAUAAAUUAAUUCCUGUUUUUCUUCCAAUGGACAUAUUCCUUGCCGGGGAGUGUUCAACCUCUUCAACCUCUGUUUUCACUUUAGUCUGAAUUCCCUCAGGCUUAAACCCUUGUUCAAUGUCUUUGUGAAUUUCGUCAUGCGUUAACAUUAUUUUUGUUUAUUCUAAUAAGAAGGGUGGCUGAAUCACAGUCAGAGUUAAUAAAUAAAAAAAACGCCUUGAAAAAAAAAGCCAAAUCCACAAAAGAAUUAAAUUCACACAUAUGAGAAAAGAGAUUUACCUCGAAAUUACAAUAUUAUCAAAAAGAAGCCUUGAAUUCUCGCCAAUGUGCAAAGUUGACUUCCAGGUUUUGAUUGACAUUAGCUAUUUUUAAUUUAAUUUGCAGCUAGACGGGGAUCCGGUAGUGUAGUGUUUAAAACACUCGCUUGUCACCACCGCUGCGAGAGGCCUUGUGUUCAGAUCUCAUGUCGGGAGGGCUGGAUGUAACGGUUCCUUUGAGUACUCCAAGGUGGAAACACUUUCCUACUCAGCCAAUCAACAACCAUCAUCUGGUGAUGUCAUCCGAAUAGUUACAGGGAGGUGUUUCCAGCAAAAGCUGACUUCAAUUUCAAACUUACUGUCUUUCGAUCAAUUUUUUUCAAGAAAAAAUUUUCAGAUACACGGGUAUUGAACUGCUGCGCCUCCGGUUCGCGUGCCUGUGUUUACCUCGGUUACCUGCUUCCCCGAUCGACAACGGCAUCAGUCUAAUCUGGACAACUUGUUAGCAUAGGAAAAGCAUCUCUUAUCAAAUUUUGUUGAUUUCUGAGUAACUUUGAUUUGGUUCCUCAAUUUCAAGAUCUUUUGUAACUUCCACUUGUGUGUUAAGUAUGGUUUAUAACUAGGGACUUCAAGCAAAACGAAUGUUCUUUUGAUCGCUCGACAUUAUUGGACAACAUAGGAGUGAUAUUGUUUUCUUAUGAGCUUCGAUCAGCAUUUUAUGCAGCAAGUCUGCCAAAGCGUUAUAGAUGUAUUCUAGUGGAAGAUGAUGAAUGCAUAACAUGCUAUUUUAAAAGCAAAAUAAAUAUGUAAGUGAGUGGUGUUUGUUUUUUUUUUGUUUAUGUUUUUUUUUUAAGCGCCGCUCCGUUUUUCUGUUUCCCUGUAUCCAUCCUUCUCUUUAUUUCUCUUUUUUCUUUCUCUCUCUCUAUAUAUAAAUUCUUUUUUGUGUGAAAACACACACACUACUGCACAUCGAACCUCCUCACACGCACAAACGAUAAUUCCUUUGAACACACUCCCUGGUUUUUCAUGUAAAUAAACUAUAAACCAAUACUGAGUUACAUUUUGUGCAGCCAUCUUUAUUUAAAGAUUGUGACUUUUCUAAAUUUGCUGUUACAAGGUUUUUUUUGUGUCUGUUUGUGUCACGGCGAACUGAUCUUUGUAUUUAUUCUCAGUAUUUGACUGCUAGCCGCACCAUAUGUAUAUCUCCAAGGAUUUCAUUCACAUUUGCAGAAUUAUCACUCUUUGAAUUUGUUGAACAGAAUGCAUUCAGAUGGAAUGUUUCUUGUCAUAUUACACUUUUUAGUUAAAUAAAUGUGUAUAUAUGUGUAUGCAUGUAUAUAUUUCUUUUGAUCGUAUAGUUUGCCCUGACUUGUGAUGGUAUAUCAGCCACUUCCAAGAGGACUAAUUUUUGCAUCAUAAAUUGUGUUUUGUUUCUCGACGUUGGCUGUGCUCACAUGAUUGUUUCCUUGUCAUGCACAAAGCACAAGUGAAGAAUGUGUCAUUGUCAUAUCCAGCUGUAACUGCAAUCCUCAAAAAAUUAAACAACACUAUUAUUUUAUCAUCUUUGUGUUUGGAUUUCUUCUUAUGUUUUUUGUAUGAUACAGGGGUGUCUCUUCAUCUAUGCUACGUUUGGACUGAAGCUGUUUCUCUUAAAUCCUUUUUAUCCAGAGUAAAGUGAGCGUAAGGAAGCACACAAGAGAGCAGCAUGCCAUAUUAGUUCGAGGUCUUUUUUUGUGGUGGCUUCUUCCAGUUCCCCGUAAAGAAAGCAAAACCAAACAAACAAACAAACAAACAAACAAAACCAGCAAAAACAAAAAAACAAAAACAAAACAAAACAAAAAAUGCUGCUUCUCUCUUAAUUGCUUUCAUUGUUAUAUUGAUAAGUUCAGAUUGACUGGCAAGAAUAGCAGGAACUAUUACUACAGGACAUUUGAGA
Pomacea canaliculata is the source of this 8987-nucleotide messenger RNA. RefSeq lists its product as uncharacterized. The coding region runs from base 2297 to 4099 and encodes 600 amino acids. Lineage: Eukaryota; Metazoa; Mollusca; Gastropoda; Architaenioglossa; Ampullariidae. Gene Ontology annotation, biological process: signal transduction. The record is from RefSeq and is a predicted model, not a curated record. The transcript has 12 exons.